Molecule: messenger RNA, 926 nt
Organism: Anopheles arabiensis
Lineage: Eukaryota; Metazoa; Arthropoda; Insecta; Diptera; Culicidae
Exons: 2
Coding region: 232-918 (228 amino acids)
Source: RefSeq, a predicted model, not a curated record
CCAAUGGGGUUCAGGUUAAAAGCCACCAAAGUAUAAAAACCACCGGACAUAACCAGUAGCAGCAUCAGUUCACUUUCAACACUCUUCAGCGUAGUAAUAGCGUCGUCGGCGUGACUUACUGGUCGUGUAGCGAACCCGUGUGCAAACCCUGAGCAGCUCUCUUAACGGUCCAAUAUCUUUGAUAGCAAAGCCUUCCACCCCACCAAGCUUGGAACACAACUCGCGAACGCAAUGGCUGGUGAAAUGCUGCUGACAAGUUGUCUGGUUGCACUGUGUCUCGUGGUUCCCGGAUUAGAUGGAUCUUAUCCAAGUGGCUCCGGACAGGAAAACGUUUUCCCCCACGCUCUGAAAAACGUUCACUCGGUGGAAGUCAGUGGCCAACACUACCCGGCACCGCAAGAAAUCCACCAGCAAUAUGACCAUGCUUCAGAGUACUCGGCACCAGCUCCACAGCAUCUCCAGCAGCCGCAGCUCUUCCUGCCGCACCAGCAGUACGUGGUGCAGUCGACGUACAAUGUCGGUUCCCAUCAGGAACAUUCUCGCCAGCAGGGAAAGCAGCGCCAAACGGCCCUUCCGUACAAUAACCAGCGUCUGCACGUGAAAGUCGAACAUCCAGGCGCGGCGCAUGGUUUCACUCAUCCCAUCACUCCCUCCGCUCAGCAUCUGCGUCAGCAGUUGCUGCAGGAACCGAAGAAGGACUACCGCUCGUACAUUCCGAAAAGCAUUGCCCCGAAGCUCAACCCUCUCCAUCCGUCGUUCCACCAGAAGCGUAACUUUGUGCCACUCCAUCACAUCACGCGACAGGUGCCAGUCCCGGCUGGAAAGGUGACCCAGGGACAGCAACACUCAUCCCACGGGCAGUCAGAGCCGGUUAAGGCUGCGCUAGCUGCUUCGCCGCCAAAGCACAUCGCAGGAUAAUUGUGCUA